AUGGAUCCACCAAAGAAACAGCUAAUUUAUAUUACUCCCGAUGAACUCGACCGUCUUCCUCCUGAGGCUCCCGUAUACGUGCUUUCUUCUUCUCGAGAUGAUUCCAAAACUCAAGGUCCAUUAUUGCCAACGCCUACGUCUGUUACUCCAUCACUCAACUGUCACCUCCCUGAUGCUAUGUGGGCCUCGACGCCGUCACUCGUGGGAUAUCCAAAUCAGCCUACAAACCCAACUCUUUUUCCGCCACCACUUUCGUCUUUCACAAUUCCACCACCAUUCCCUCUUAACAUGCAUACGCCACAGCAUUUGAACUCUCAGCCACCUUAUCAUCCACCUCUUCCCCUCCAAUUCUUUCCACCACCGUUAAAUCCUCAACCACUCGCCCAUCUGUCGUCAGCACCUAAUAUCUCUGUUCCACCAAAUCAUUCGAAUUCAAGCCACUUCAAUAGAUCAACGAAGAAGGCAACUGCACCAAAUGUAUCUUCAAGUUCUCGUGACGAUCGCCAAUGUCAUCGGGAAGAUCGAGGGCAACUAACCUAUUCAAGUAUUUGGUGCACUCCUUCUGAUGAUUUUUUCGAGACUAAUGGCACUUGUAAAGUUGCCACGCCGCGCAUGAUUGCACUGGAAAAUGAGUUCGAAAAGGAGGUUUUGGGUCGGCGGAACCGAGCAUUGUCUGGGUGUGUGCCAGUGGAUGAGUUACGCCCUCCCCUAAAAAGGCCUGAAAUAGUCGAUAAUGAUCCCGAAGAUCGUUCCCCUAUUAUAUCGAAGAAUGGACGCAAGCGGCCAAAUCAGAAAAAACGCGAUUCAACUGUUAGCAGUUUGACCGAGCCUGACGCAAUCACUCCAGACAAUCUCAUGGAUGCAAUUUCAAGCAACUUGACUUCAUCUCCGUGUUUGGACAAACACUCACGAAAUGCCGACUCCUUGACGUCUUCUGGCGAUCCUUUCGACAGAACGAUCCAACAACAAAUCGAGGUUUCGCACAAAGUCUCUCAUCCUCAUCGACUCCACCCUAGUAUCUGGCAUAACGAGGCGGGUGAACACAACAGUGGGCCAGCCUGUUCAUGCAAGCCAAAAUAUAGAAUAGGUCCUCUUCAUAACCAAUUUGAGGGUGAAACUGAAGUGCCACGAUGUCGCUUGGAGUCAAACAAUCGAGAUAGGUUGUACCAUUACCGUGUUAUGGUCACACCAACAACUAACUUUUUCAAUUGCAAACCUACAAUCAUUCCUUACAACGGCAACGACUAUUUCUUUGAUGGCUACUCUGUAUUUCUACAUUCCUCCCUUGAACAGCUUCCUCCUUGCCAACUUCUUCGCUUCAACCUGCUGUACGAAUUUGUUGCUGUGGCAGACGAUUUCCCCGAGAACUUGACGGUUCGUGCAAUGGACAUGUUGACGAAGUACAUCUUUCAAGAACUCCUCGAGCUGCUCGAUCUCAACUGGCUGCCACAUGGCGCUGAGUCCGGGUGUCCCGUGGUUCACCUCUUCCCCAGAUUCGUUCGCAAGGUUGGCGAUGCCUCGGCCGAGCUUCUCUCCGUUAACCACAUCCUCGAGUACUGGAUGGGCCAGUCCCGAUUGCCUCUCAUUCGACCCACCGACUUGUCUGCGAUUCAACGCAUGGCCAAUUCCGAGUGGUCAGCGCGCAUUGACGACCUGCGGGGCACACUCGCCUGGAAGCCUGGAGUUAAACCCCCGGCAAUUCGAAUCGAUCAAUUGGAUCGUUCAUUUGACUCUUCUUCCUCAAGUUCCACCAAUACUCCCCGCUCUCUCCCGUAUCCUCUCUUAGUUCAUAUGACCUUCACUCCGAUGAAACUGAGUCUCUCCCGCGACCCAAAGUACAAAUCUGUGCUUAAAAACUUCAUGAAAUUGGAAUAUCUCAUGAACAAUAAACCUCGCAUAACGGCUCACGACCGAGCUCAGCGUGCUCAGCUGGCGAACAAACUGGAUUCAAUGGAUCAGUCUGGUGUUCACCGACGCGAAAUAACCGUUGGCAUCAGUAGCGAGGGCUUCUAUCGAACGGGCAUUCGUCCCGACGUAACUCAAUUUGCUCUCAACAUGGCCUCCUUCGUCACCCACAUCCGCUGUAUUAUGUCGCUGAAGUCUUUGGAAGCGCGUUUGGGGUAUGAAUUCAAGGACAAGUCGCUGCUUCAUCAAGCUCUGACUCAUCCUUCAUAUCGACGAACCGAUUUCGGCACCAAUCAGGACCAUUUCCAAAACACACAAACUAGUUGUGGUCCGCGAACGAUUGUGUAUGGUGACAAAUUGCAGCUUUACAAGCAAUGGCGGAAGAAAGGCCUCUCAAGUAUGAUCAAGGUGAUGUCAUUUAUGCCCAAGCAACACGAGGAGCGAUCGAAGAUCUACGGCAAUGAGCGUUUGGAAUUCUUGGGCGAUGCUGUUAUUGAAGUCAUUGCCAGUAUCCAUUUGUUCUUCAUGUUUCCUGAUCUACCCGAGGGAAAUUUAGACGCCUACCGUCAAGCCUUGGUUCAAAAUCAGCAUUUGGCAGACUUGGCAUUGCGCCUUGGUUUGCACAAAUAUCUUCUGUACACGCACAGCGUAGAUUUUUGCUACGACUCAACCUAUGUGUACACGCGUUCGGAUGCAUUUGAAGCCGUGAUGGGCAAGCAACUUGGCAUUGUCUUUCUUAAAACUACUUGUGAUCUGGAACCAGUCGUGGUAGGUAAUGCAUGUUACUCCUUUUUUGUAGCUGCGAUCGCUCUCGAUGGUGGCCUAGAGGUGGUGGAUCGAAUAUUUGGCGCCGUGCUCUUUGGCGACUGCGAACGCAUUCACCGAGUGUGGGUUCGAAUCCCGCCUCACCCCCUACAAGCCCAGUUCCCUGACGGAGAUAGAGAGUGGGCCUCCAAUGUGCCCAUGUUAAAGAAAUUGUCUGCUCUAGAAGAUCGACUGGGAAUCAAAUUCAAGCAUGUGCGUGUUUUGGCUCGAGCACUGACCGUUCGUAAGACAGGAUUCAAUCUCUAUACCUUGGGCGAUAACCAACGGCUUGAAUUUCUUGGUGACUCCCUGUUGAAGUACGUCACGACAGACUACCUCUUUCGGCACUUCCCACGCCACCAUGAGGGUCACCUCUCUCUGCUGAAGAAUUCCCUGGUAAACAAGUACACCCAAGCGUCGGUUUGCAGCGACCUGGGCCUCGACCAGUUCAUUAUUCGUCGCGAGGACAACUCCUUGGCGAUUUCUGGCAUCUCCGAUGAAGUGCCGUCCUCUCCUACCCGAAAACAACAGAAUGUAAAAAACAAAGCUGACCUGCUUGAAGCCUUUAUUGGUGCGCUCUUCGUGGACAAGGACAUAACCUGGGUGGAGCGCUUCUGUCAGGUGUGUUUCUGGCCUCGCUUAGUGGAAUUCAUCCUCACGCAGGAGUGGAAUGACCCCAAAUCAAAGUUGCAACAAUGCUGCCUGACGUUUCGUUCUCUCAACGAAGAUCCUGAAAUCGCACACUAUAAGAUCCUAGAAUAUUCUGGACCAUCCAACGAACGUGUUUACAAGGUUGGCGUGUUCUUCAAGGACAUUCAGUUAGCCGUGGGCUCAGGAAGGUCCGUUCAGAAUGCGCAAAUGGCGGCAGCUAAGAAUGCAUUGGCAACUCACCAGGGUCGCGUCAUCUUCGCGUACCUUAUAGAGGUGUUCAGGCAGCUGGACUUCCAACGCUCUGUCAUUGCCAAGCGGUACCGGCAGCCGUACAUCGAUAAGAUGCUGAACAAGCUCGAGAGCUGGGACGAGUCGCUCGUUGGUAAAUUUGUCCGUGACGUCCCUGACUACAGCCACGACGCAGCCGACGUCCCGGAGCAUGCAUUUAAGAGGCGUCGCUGCAGCAUUUCUGGCUUGGACGAUGAGCUAAAUGGCCAGGCCAACAGUAACUCGGAUAUGGACUUGGACGACGAGGACGAGGGCGCGCCUUAG
Molecule: messenger RNA, 3912 nt
Organism: Mesocestoides corti
Lineage: Eukaryota; Metazoa; Platyhelminthes; Cestoda; Cyclophyllidea; Mesocestoididae
Source: the annotation of a GenBank genome assembly